Sinocyclocheilus rhinocerous is the source of this 2114-nucleotide messenger RNA. RefSeq names its product protein NLRC3-like. The transcript has 4 exons. The record is from RefSeq and is a predicted model, not a curated record. NCBI's taxonomy places the organism in Eukaryota, Metazoa, Chordata, Actinopteri, Cypriniformes, Cyprinidae. The coding region runs from base 18 to 2114 and encodes 698 amino acids.
AGGACAUUGACUGUAAAAUGAGUUCUUCAUCUCCAAGCUAUGAUCAACCCAUGGGGAAUGAUCCCUCUGAAUUCAGUGAUGAAACUGUGACUUCUGACUCCAGUGUCAGAAAAAGGAAGAGGGGCAGAUCAGAGUCUCCAGAACCCAGUGGUGUGUCUGUGAAGAGUGACAGGUCCAUGGAGAAUCCCAUUGUAUUCAGUGAUGGACCAGUGAUCCCUGACCCUCUGAAGGAGGUAUGUGGGCCGAUCAGAUCUGUACCAUCCUCUGCAUCCCACUUUCAGACUCACAUCAGGCAGGACAACACUGAAGCAGUUCUGCAGAGACACACAAUGGAGACUGGAGACCUGCAAACAGUCAAAGACCAGCACAAAACCAGCAUGAAGAACAAGUAUGAGUGCUUAUUUGAGGGAAACAAACUUCAAGGGAAUCAAACCCUCCUGAACAGGAUCUACACACAGCUCUACAUCAUAGAGGGAGAGAGUGAAGGAGUGAAUAAAGAACAUGAGGUUUUACAGAUGGAGACAACAGCCAGAACAAAACAGUCACAAGACACUCCAAUUGACUGCAAUGACAUCUUUAAAGCCUCAUCUGAACCAGGAUUUGAGGAGAAAGAGCAAAUCAAGACUGUUCUUACUAAAGGCAUCGCUGGAAUUGGAAAAACCGUCUCUGUGCAGAAGUUCAUUCUGGACUGGGCCGAGGGAAAAGCCAAUCAGGAUGUGGAUUUCAUGUUUGUGCUUCCAUUUCGAGAGCUGAACUUCAUUAAAGAUCACCAGUACAAUCUUCACAGACUUCUGCUGGACAUUCAUCCUGAACUUCAAGAUCUGGACUCAAAGAUUUAUGAUGAAUGUAAAGUUGUGUUCAUCUUUGAUGGCCUUGAUGAAAGCAGAAUCACACUGACGUUUUCAGACGGUGUGAAAGUUUCUGAUAUAAAUGAGUCUUCAUCAAUGUGUGCGUUAUUGUCAAACCUCAUCAGAGGAGAUCUGUUUCCCUCUGCUCUCAUCUGGAUCACUUCCAGACCAGCAGCAGCCAAUCAGAUCCCCUCAAAAUACAUCAAGCGUGUGGCAGAAAUUCAGGGAUUUAAUGAGCCUCAGAAGGAGGAGUAUUUCAGGAAGAAAAUCAGUGACGAGCAUCAAGCCAGCAGAAUAAUCUCACACAUCAGAAGAUCAAGAAGCCUCUACAUCAUGUGCCACAUCCCCGUCUUCUGCUGGAUCUCAUCCACUGUGCUUCAGAACAUCCUGAAACAAGAUCUCAGUUCAGAAAUCCCUCAAACUCUGACUGAAAUGUACAUCUACUUCCUGCUCAUUCAAACAAAUAUGAGGAACCAGAAGUAUGAAGAGAGAGAUCCAGAGAAACUCCUGCAGUCCAACAGAGAAGUGAUUGUGAAACUUGCUGAAGUGGCUUUCAAACAGCUGAUGAAGGGCAAUGUGAUGUUCUAUGAGGAGGACCUGAUUGAGAGAGGCUUAGAAGUCACAGACUCAGUGUUUUCGGGGAUUUGCACUCAGAUCUUUAAGGAGGAAUCUGUCAUUAAUCAAAAGAAAAUCUACAGUUUUAUUCAUCUGAGUGUUCAGGAGUUUCUCGCUGCUUUCCACGUGUUCCACUACCAUGUGAAUACAACUAUGGAAGAACUGAAGAAUUUUGCUUCAGUACAAAAUUUGCUUAAAGGUGCAGUAGAUAAAGCUCUUGAGAGUGAGAAUGGCCACCUGGAUCUGUUCCUGCGGUUCCUGCUGGGCGUCCCACUGGAGUCCAAUCAGAGACUCUUACAGGAUCUACUGACACACAAGGAGAACAGCUCAGAGAGCAUCAGGAGAACCACACAGUACAUUAAAGAGAAGAUCAAAGAUGGACAUGGACUCUCCACUGAAAGAUCCAUCAAUCUGUUCCUCUGUCUGCUGGAAGUGAAAGAUCAGACUCUGUCCAGAGAGAUUCAGGAGUUUGUGAAAUCAGACAAACACUCAGGGAAGAAACUUUCUCCUGCUUACUGCUCAACAAUCUCCUACAUGCUUCAGAUAUCAGAAGAGCCGCUGGAUGAGCUGGACCUCAAGAAAUACAACACAUCAGAUGAGGGUAGAAGAAGACUGAUACUAGCUGUGAGCAACUGCAGUAAAGCUCUGUGA